Messenger RNA from Lactuca saligna, 2958 nucleotides. The record is from the annotation of a GenBank genome assembly. Lineage: Eukaryota; Viridiplantae; Streptophyta; Magnoliopsida; Asterales; Asteraceae.
CUCGAAUCCGUACAUUCGGGUUUCCCCUUUCUUUCUUUGCCUAUAAAAUCACCCCCUUCCCACACUUGUCUUUCUCAUCUCCUUCCGUUCACUCCCUUUUCUCCAUCGUCAACAUUACGCUCACUUUGCUGUUGAAAGCCAAGUUAAAAGUUGAUAAUCCCUCUGAUUUAGUAAGAUAAGUAAAUUCGUGGUCGAUCAUGGCGGAAAAAGUUUUCACCCGCUCACACAGUUUCCGAGAGCGUCUGGAUGUUACUCUUGCAUCCCGUCGUAAUGAAACCCUAAAGGUUCUUGCAAGGAUCGAAAGCCAUGGAAAAGGAAUAUUGAAGCCUCAUCAACUCAUGGAUGCGUUUAAUGCAGUCUGCAAAGAGGAUUCCGAAUUCUAUGAUAGUUCCUUUCAUGAAGUUCUCAAAUCAACACAGGAAGCUAUAGUGUUGCCUCCAUGGGUUGCAUUUUCUAUUCGUUUGAGACCUGGUGUUUGGGAAUAUGUAAAAGUUGAUGUAAAUGCACUGAUCAUUGAAGAAUUAAGUGUUCCUGAAUAUCUUCACUUGAAAGAAGAACUCGUUGAUGGAUCCUCCCAUGACAACUUUGUACUGGAAUUGGACUUCAAACCAUUCACAGCUUCUUUCCCCCGCCCAACCCUAACCAAGUCCAUUGGAAACGGGGUUGAGUUUCUGAACAGGCAUCUCUCUGCUAAAAUGUUUCAUGACAAAAAUACCAUGAACCCUCUACUUGAUUUCCUUCGUACCCACGCCCACAAGGGAAAGACGAUGAUGCUGAAUGACAGAAUCCAAAACCUGAAUGCUCUUCAAUCUGUGUUAAGAAAGUCAUCUGAGUACCUAUCUACGCUCGAUGCCACCACUCCAUACUCUGAAUUCGAACAUAAGUUUCAAGAGAUUGGAUUGGAGAGAGGUUGGGGUGAUAAAGCAGAGGGUGUCGUGGAGAUGAUCCAUAUGCUACUUGAUCUUCUCGAAGCUCCUGAUGCAAGCACUCUCCAGAAAUUUCUUGGAAGAAUUCCUAUGGUUUUCAAUGUCGUUAUUCUUUCUCCCCAUGGUUACUUCGCUCAAGAAAACGUUUUAGGCUACCCGGAUACCGGUGGUCAAAUUGUUUACAUUCUCGAUCAAGUUCCUGCUUUAGAACAUGAGAUGCUCAAGAGGAUUAAAGAGCAAGGACUUGAUAUUGUUCCCCGUAUUCUCAUCGUGACAAGGCUCCUCCCUGACGCCGUCGGAACCACCUGCGGGCAGCGACUCGAGAAAGUGUUCGGAGCAGAGCACUCUCAUAUUCUUCGAGUUCCGUUUAGAAACGAAAAAGGUAUUCUUCGUAAAUGGAUCUCUCGCUUUGAGGUGUGGCCAUACAUCGAGAAUUUCACCGAGGAUGUCGCCAAAGAAGUCACCGCCGAGUUGCAGGCGAAACCCGAUUUGAUCAUCGGAAACUACAGUGACGGGAACCUUGUCGCCUCUUUGCUCGCUCACAAAUUGGGUGUAACUCAAUGCACAAUCGCUCAUGCCCUUGAGAAAACCAAAUACCCUGAUUCCGAUAUCUACUGGAAGAACUUCGAUGAGAAAUACCAUUUCUCCUCUCAGUUUACUGCUGAUCUUAUCGCCAUGAAUCACACCGACUUCAUCAUCACCAGUACCUUCCAAGAAAUCGCCGGAAGUAAGGACACAGUUGGACAGUAUGAGAGCCAUACAGCUUUCACAAUGCCGGGAUUAUACAGAGUCGUCCAUGGAAUCGACGUCUUUGACCCUAAAUUCAACAUCGUUUCACCCGGUGCUGAUAUGGGGAUCUACUACUCUUACACUGAGAAAGAAAAGAGGCUCACAUCACUCCACCCUGAAAUCGACGAUCUCCUCUUCAGUUCCGUCGAGAACGAAGAACACUUAUGUGUGUUGAAAGACAAAAACAAGCCGAUUCUGUUCACAAUGGCUCGACUGGAUAAUGUGAAGAACUUGACCGGACUUGUUGAGUGGUAUGCGAAAAACGAUCGGCUUCGUGAGCUGGUGAAUCUGGUGGUGGUCGGCGGUGACCGGAGGAAGGAAUCGAAGGAUCUGGAAGAGCAAGCUCAGAUGAAGAAGAUGUACGAUUUAAUCGAGGAGUACAAGUUAAAUGGUCAGUUUAGAUGGAUUUCUUCACAGAUGAACCGGGUUCGAAACGGCGAGUUGUAUCGUGUGAUUGCUGAUACGAGAGGCGCUUUUAUUCAGCCGGCGUUUUAUGAAGCCUUUGGGUUGACGGUGGUGGAGGCCAUGGCGUGUGGGCUGCCGACGUUUGCAACGCUUCACGGUGGUCCGGCGGAAAUCAUCGUUGAUGGAAAAUCCGGGUUUCAUAUCGACCCGUAUCAUGGAGACCAGGUGACCGAGCUUCUUGUCAAGUUCUUUGAGAAGACAAAAGCUGACCCUUCUCACUGGGAUGCCAUUUCCAAGGGUUCGGAGCAGCGAAUUCAGGAGAAAUACACGUGGCAGAUAUACUCAGAUAGGCUAUUGACGCUUGCUGGAGUUUAUGGAUUCUGGAAACACGUGUCGAAGCUUGACAGGCUUGAGAUUCGUCGCUAUCUUGAAAUGUUUUUUGCUCUAAAAUAUCGCAAUUUGGCUGAAUCUGUGCCGUUGGCUGUUGAUGAGUAAGUGAAGGAGGAAUCAUCUGGUGGUGAAGCGGUUUGAGGAGUUGUGCUCCACACAUAUUUUAGAUAUAAAUAUUUCUGAAAAAUAAAUAAAGUGAAGAGAGUAUUUUAAAAGGCUUUUUGUUUUUUUUGCUUUCGCCAUUGUGUGUGUGUGUGUGUUUAAUUUGCCUCAUUCCUAUUUCAUUGCCAACCAUUUGUGUAAUUCACUCCUGCCUUUUGCAUUGGCCUUAAAUUUGUACUUUUAAUGAAUAUUUUUUGUUCACUUUUAUAUUAUGUGUAUACUAGAUUAUAUAUCUAUAUCCAAUGUGUGUGUGUGUGACAGUUGGAAGUAGGGACCAAGUUUGGAG